CGGACUAAGCGGCGGGGGCGCGGGCUGGGUUUUUAAAGGGACCAGCUCUUCACCGGCCCGUUCGCUGACGGGACCCGCUGAUGCAUUCUGCCAUCUCCCUACCCCUCGGGUCGCCCAGCCAUGGCCAGACCACCUGCCCCGGGCUCGGUGAUUGUUCCAGACUGGCACGAGAGUGCUGAGGGCAAGGAGUACCUGGCUUGCAUCUUACGCAAGAACCGCAGACGGGUGUUUGGGCUGCUGGAGCGACCAGUGCUGCCCCCACCCGUGGCCAUUGACACAGCCAGCUACAAGAUCUUCGUGUCUGGGAAGAGUGGCGUGGGCAAGACAGCGCUGGUGGCCAAGCUGGCUGGCCUAGAGGUACCCGUCAUACACCAUGAGACCACUGGCAUCCAGACCACCGUGGUAUUUUGGCCAGCCAAGCUGCAGGCCAGCGACCGUAUUGUCAUGUUCCGCUUUGAGUUCUGGGACUGUGGGGAGUCUGCACUCAAAAAGUUCGAUCACAUGCUGCCGGCCUGCAAGGAGAAAACAGAUGCUUUCCUCUUCCUCUUCUCCUUCACCGACCGUGCGUCCUUUGAAGACCUCCCUGGACAGCUGGCCCGAGUAGCAGGCGAGGCCCCUGGUGUUGUCAGGAUGGUCAUCGGCUCCAAAUUUGACCAGUACAUGCACACAGAUGUGCCUGAGCGGGACCUCACAGCCUUCCGGCAGGCUUGGGGACUGCCGCUCCUUCGGGUGAAGAGUGUGCCAGGGCGGCGGCUGGCAGAUGGGCGCACUCUGGAUGGGCGGGCCGGGCUAGCCGACAUUGCCCAUGUGCUCAAUGGCUUGGCUGAACAGCUGUGGCACCAGGACCAGGUGGCAGCUGGUGUGCUCCCCAACACCUCUGAGAACACCCCAAGCUGAUCCCUACUCCCAACCCUCACAUGACCCAAGGCAGAGGGCAGCAGCCAGGUCCUAGGGCUGAGGCAGGAAUGUCGAUCGCAUCCUGAGGACUGGCCAGAGUGCCCUGUUGGGAGGAUGGUGCCCUGAGAAGAAGCCUCCUGCCCCAGCAGCACCUUCCAUGCAGAAUUCCUGACAGUGAGAUGGGGGCACAAGGCGCUGUGGGCCAGUGGUCUGAGGGCAUCUGGGUGUCCCUGGUCUUCUCCUUCUGACCUGAGGGUCUAGGCCCUGGAAGCUGAGGAACUGUAGGGGCAGGGCCCCAGGGCUGAAGCUGUUCCCCCAGCUGCCUGCCAUCCUCCCCCUUUCUGCAGCACCCAGAGAGGGUGACUGGGAAGAGGGGGUGUCCCAGCUGGGUCUGGACCUCACGUGACUUCAAUCAAGAGCCUACAUUACAGCCGUCUGCUGUAGCAGAUAAAUCCUGAAAUCUCGGUGGCUUAACUCUAUAGAAGUUUUUUUCUUGCU
Messenger RNA from Mustela erminea (ermine), 1395 nucleotides. RefSeq names its product ciliogenesis and planar polarity effector 2 (gene CPLANE2). The record is from RefSeq and is a predicted model, not a curated record. NCBI's taxonomy places the organism in Eukaryota, Metazoa, Chordata, Mammalia, Carnivora, Mustelidae. The transcript has 6 exons. Gene Ontology annotation, molecular function: GTP binding; GTPase activity. The coding region runs from base 121 to 897 and encodes 258 amino acids.